Lytechinus pictus (painted urchin) is the source of this 4390-nucleotide messenger RNA. RefSeq names its product fidgetin-like protein 1. The coding region runs from base 207 to 2447 and encodes 746 amino acids. NCBI's taxonomy places the organism in Eukaryota, Metazoa, Echinodermata, Echinoidea, Temnopleuroida, Toxopneustidae. Gene Ontology annotation, molecular function: ATP hydrolysis activity; ATP binding; microtubule severing ATPase activity. The record is from RefSeq and is a predicted model, not a curated record. The transcript is spliced from 17 exons.
AUCGCGCGUAAUGUGAAUACGGUGUGUGUGAGAGACGAUCGGUUUUAAAAGUCAAGAUUUGUGUCAUCCAUCAGAUCUUAAGCCAAGGUGUAUCUAAUCCUGUGUUUUCCCUGACGUAUAACAUCGACUUCAAGUUUGACUUCAUAAAAGAAAGAGAUUUCCUCAGACAAAUUGCACAUUCAAGCUGGAUCAAACUCAAAGGUCAAAUGAUGGACAUCGACAUGAACCAAAACGAGGAAGGAGAAGAAUUUGCUCUGAACAAGUUGCAGAGAUGUACCUUUCGUCUGAAUUCUACAGAAUCAAAGGCAUCAGACAAGGCUGAAGCACUCAGGGGGAUACUCAAUCAACUCAACUUUGCCUCUGUUACCAAAUGUAUAUCUGAUGAUGUUGCAGCCAGAUUGAAAACACAUUACACCAGCAUGUACUCUGCCAUCAUUGAUUGUAGCAAUCCAGAGACAGGGCUCAAUAAUUUUGCUGAGGGAGCUCUGGCCUUGUCAUCAAACUAUCCAAAUGAAAGCAGUGAAUGGAGAUCAUCAUUAACCCAAGAUAGCAUUAGGAAUAUGGAUUGUGUUAAAAAUCUUCUUACUGCAUCAAAGAAAUAUAACGAGAUGGCAAGGGACGGUUUGAGGGCAGAUGCUGAGAGUCUUAUUAGGGCAACACACCAACCCGCUCCACCAACUACCUCAAAAUGGCAACAGAAAGCACCGUCUUCCAGCCAUCCUGCAUCAUCUACCAGCAACAUAAGGGGCAUUCAGACAUCAGGGACUGCAUCACUUCCUCCGAGUCACUCUCAAACGUCGUGUGGACUUUCAUCCAAUCCCCUUGUCAACUCGGCGCCCUCAUCAAGGAAUCCUACACCCCUUUUUGCUCCAUCAAGAGACGCCCUUCAGGGUAACCCUCGUUCUCCGAUACAGCAGAUGUCCAGCUUCCCACGUCCAUCUGUGUUGGUUGGAAACCGCCCCCCUUCUCAUCACAGCCUUGCCCCUUCGGCACCCCCUCCUCAGGCUCAGAGGGGUUACACCCCUAUGGGGUCAAACAGGGCGGGGUCAAUGGGGUAUGACCCAACCUCACACAUGGUAAACCUUGGUGUUCUUGGUAUGGGGGAUGGUCCAUCAAGCGAUGGGCAGCCGUCACUGAAGAGGAAACUUGGAGCUUCAGAGAGUCGUCAAGGAUGCUUUAACUCAUACAACAGAGGCCCAAAGCAAUCAGAUGAUGAGGAGAAUGAAGGACGAGGAGGGCAGCUUGGAGGAGGAGCUUUCAAGAGUGCCAGAGACCAACUGAAUAUUAACAAUCAGAAGAAGUUUGGUAACCGUGGAAACCCCAGUUCCGGCCCAUCUUCGUCUGGGUAUGGCACAAAUAGGAAGGUCUUAGGAGUAACAAGGAGAGGACCAAACAGCAAGUUUGUGCCUCCCGUACUCAAUAAAGAAGAAGCUGAUAAUAAUGUUGGUGGGUAUAAAGCUCCAUCUAGAAGCGUGAGUGGUGGUCAUCAGCCCAGUAACCUGAGUAAUAACAACAACCUUCAAGAACCAGCAGAUGAGAGACUCAAGAAUAUUGACCCAAAGAUGGUGGAAUUAGUCAUGAGUGAGAUUAUGGAUCAUGGACCACCGAUCCAUUGGGAUGACAUCGCUGGUUUAGAGUUUGCGAAGAGUACCAUCAAAGAGAUUGUUGUUUGGCCCAUGCUUAGACCGGAUAUCUUCACCGGUCUUCGAGGUCCUCCAAAAGGCCUCCUUCUCUUUGGCCCUCCUGGUACUGGAAAAACCCUUAUUGGAAAGUGUAUUGCAUGCCAGUCAGGAGCAACAUUCUUCAGUAUCAGUGCAUCAUCUCUUACAUCAAAGUGGGUCGGUGAAGGUGAAAAGAUGGUUAGGGCUCUGUUUGCUGUUGCUAGGUGUUACCAGCCUGCCGUCAUCUUCAUUGAUGAGAUCGAUUCCUUACUCUCACAACGAUCCAACGAUGAACAUGAGUCUUCCAGACGAAUCAAGACUGAAUUCCUAGUUCAACUGGAUGGAGCAACAACCAGCUCAGAUGAACGGCUCCUGAUCGUUGGUGCUACAAACCGCCCUCAGGAGAUUGAUGAAGCGGCCCGUAGACGUCUUGUAAAACGUCUCUACAUCCCCUUACCAGAUUCCAGUGCGAGGAAGCAGAUUGUCUGUAGUCUCCUUUCCCAGCAGAGCAAUUCACUAAAUGACGAUGACUUGGAAAGGAUUUGUCAGAAUACAGAAGGUUAUUCUGGUGCAGACAUGGCCAACCUCUGCAGAGAAGCAGCAUUAGGGCCUAUACGAUCUAUACAGGGAAUGGAUAUACAACACAUUAGUGCAGACCAGGUGAGACCAAUCCUGCAUGGGGAUUUUCAGGAUGCUAUUCAAAAUGUGAGACCUAGUGUAGCUCAGUCAGACCUGGACAGCUAUCUAGAAUGGAAUGCUAAGUUUGGUUGCGGAAGUGCAAAAUGAGCUGCACCUAAUGUGAAAAGAUGGAUUGCUAUUCAUAAUGUGGAACGAGUGAAGAUCAGUCAUCAGGUUUGGAUAGCUAUCUAUAAUGGAAUGCUAGGUUUGUUUGCAGGAGAGCAAAAUGAGCUUCCCGACUUUACACCUAGUUUGGUAAGAUGGGAUAUAACUAAGAAUAUUGCCCAAUCAGAUUGGAACAGCUAUCUAGAAUGGAACUCAAAGUUUGGUUGCAUGAGUGCAAAAUGAGCUUCCUGACUUUGCUCCUAGUUGGGAUACGACUCAGAAUGUAGCUCAGUCACACUUGGACAUCUAUCUUCACUGGAAUGUUUAGUAUUGUUGCAGAAGUUCAAAGUGAGCACCUUGACCUUACACCUAGUGUUGAAAGAUGGGUUUAGAAGUCUGAAUUGUCAUUGGAAAGUCAGACCUUGAAACCUGAUAAGAAGUCCAAGUGUGGUUGCAGGAGUGCAAGUUUAACAUUCCUAUUUUCACAACUAUCAUACAAGUAAUGAUGAAAUUGUUUUGCAAGUCCUAAACAGUCUGUGAGCGGAAGGAGAGAUCUGUGAGUCGUGAUUCAGUUUCCGCUUCCAAGGCACAGGUGAUGCCUAACAAAUAAUAAUGACUCUGGCUUCUAGGAAAUGUGCAGAGUUUCUUGCAUAUAUCCAAAUUUAAAAUGCUGGGUUCAGAUCGAGCAGCAAUGGAUUUCAAUGUCCAAUUUCAAUGUCCAAAAGUGAAAUAUUUUGAGAAAAUCAGACUUUACAACAAAUGUCAAGUUUGAUUGCAGGCAAGCAAAAUGAAACAUUUGAAAUUCACACCUUUUAAGCAAGCAUAGAACAAGAGGUAUUUAAGUCCAAGAGUGGUUAAUUUGGAAAGCAGUACUUGUGGUACUACUUAGUUUAAGAUGGACUCAGUUUGAGAAGGGUUGCUAUAUGUUUGUGAGCUCAGACAGGCAGAUAUUGAACAUAAAUCAUUUCUGAGAUGGAAAAUACAUUGUAUUUCUAAAUGAAAGUAGAAUUAUUCGUUUUAAGCUUAAUAAAAGCAUUAUUAGAGAGAGAAGUAUGGGGGGGGGGUAGGAAGAGAUAAAGAAAGAAGGGGCAGUGCAGAGGGGAGAGAGACUUAGGAACCUUUUAUAAUUAUGUACCUUUUCUUCCUUUACUGUAAUCAACCCCUACCACUGUCUAAUCGCAUCACCCACUCACCUGACACUCCUGCACCUUGCACAUCGAUGUCACCGUCAUUAUUGGCAUUAUAUCCUUGGGUUAGUUUCAGGAGAAUCAUUAUCUACCAGUCGAUAUUUAUAUUAUACUCAGGAACAAUGGAAUAAUUUCAACAACAUUUAUGUCAAUUUUAGCCGAGAGUAAAGAAAUGUUCUGAGAUAUAUUGCAAUUAUUUUCUGAUGAGCUUUAAUCAACAUUACCAUUCAUCAGACAAAAUUUUGUAACCACUCUGGACAGAAAAUAUAAAUUCAUUACACAAAAAUUACCAUUAGGUCUAUCCCUUGUUUCAAACUGUCUAUUCAGUGAGUAGCCUCCACACUGCUUUUUCAAAAUUCUAUUUUGGUCAUUAACAUUAAUUUUAAAAUCAAGGUCAUUCAAAAUGAUAUUCAACAUGUUAAGAACCAUCAAUUAAAAUACAAUAAACAAGUCCAUUAAGAUUUAUCUGAAUGUAUCAGACAUAAUGAAAUGUGAGUAUAUUUUCAUGUGGGUAUCAAAAUGGAUGCCAUAUCUGAUAAUUUAUGCCAGAAUUGAUUGAUGGUAUCAGACCUAUAAGGAUGUGAUGACAUUAACAUGAUGAAAACUUUCGUUUAAAUAACAAUGGUUGAAUGGCCAGACCAGGAUCUAAUGGAGUAUCCCUGUAUAUUAGCUCUUAUAUUUUAUCAUGAUUGUCAGUCACUUCAUUAUGUAAAGUGCAUCUAAAUAUGUUCAAUUGAUAUCUCCCUCAGUGGUUUAAUA